Messenger RNA from Sordaria macrospora k-hell, 684 nucleotides. RefSeq lists its product as uncharacterized. Gene Ontology annotation, biological process: superoxide metabolic process. The record is from RefSeq and is a predicted model, not a curated record. Gene Ontology annotation, molecular function: metal ion binding; superoxide dismutase activity. Gene Ontology annotation, cellular component: mitochondrion. Lineage: Eukaryota; Fungi; Ascomycota; Sordariomycetes; Sordariales; Sordariaceae.
AUGACAGGAAACGCAACCACCAUGUCUGGCCUCGCGACUUAUACGCUGCCACAGCUGCCGUAUGCCUACAAUGCUCUGGAGCCCUACAUCUCGGCCCAGAUCAUGGAGCUUCACCACAGCAAGCACCACCAGACCUACGUGACCAACCUCAACAACGCCCUGCAAGCCCACGUCGCCGCCAUCACCUCCAACGACAUCCCCGCCCAGAUCGCCCAGCAGCCCGCUAUCAAGUUCAACGGCGGCGGCCACAUCAACCACUCGCUCUUCUGGAAGAACCUGGCCCCCGCCGAUACACCAGAGACCAACCACUCGGAGGCGGCCCCUUUGCUGGUGGCCGAGAUUGAAAAGACAUUCGGCAGCUUUGACGGCUUCAAAAAGGCCUUCUCUGCUGCGCUCUUGGGCAUCCAGGGUAGUGGCUGGGGCUGGCUCGUCAAGGAGUCUACUUCCGAGAACAGCAGCAGGCUGCGCAUCGUCACCACCAAGGAUCAGGAUCCCGUCGUGGGCAGCGGUGAGGUGCCCGUUUUCGGGGUGGACAUGUGGGAGCAUGCGUACUACCUUCAGUACCUGAACGGAAAGGCCGCGUAUGUUGAGAAUAUCUGGAAGGUGAUCAACUGGAAGACGGUUGAGGGGCGAUUCCAGGGUAGUCGUGAGGACGCCUUUGCAGCCCUCAAGGCUCUGCUAUGA